AUGCGCUUUCUUAUCUUUGUUGCCCACGCAGGCCUUGCAAUUGCCGCUACGGCCCCAGGCUGCCAUUUUUGGGUCAGAGAAAUUUCUACGGGCCAGAAUGUCGGUCAAGGCUGCGUCGGAAAGGGCUGGACAACUUAUCCUUGGGCAGCUAAAGCCCGCGUCGGUGUCACGGCGGACCAGUCAUGCAAUCUCAAGACAGAGAGCACCACAUACGCUGCUCAGUUCGAUGGCGAAUGCAUCGCAACUGUACAAGGCAAAUAA
Molecule: messenger RNA, 261 nt
Organism: Colletotrichum abscissum
Lineage: Eukaryota; Fungi; Ascomycota; Sordariomycetes; Glomerellales; Glomerellaceae
Exons: 1
Coding region: 1-261 (86 amino acids)
Source: RefSeq, a predicted model, not a curated record